AUGUCGAGUUUAGAUUCGUUGAAACGUGAGCGAACGACGCUCAAAGCACGCGCGACUAGAUUUAAGACAUUUGUCGACAAUUAUGCACACAGUCUUGAGAAUAGGUUACUGUUAGAAGCGAAACUUGAGAAAUACAAUGAGCUGUGGACCAACUACGCGGAACGGGAAAGGUUCGAAGAGCUGUUCUUCAUAGUGCAAGCUGCGGCUCGAUCGAAGCUAGCGCAAAAUACUAACAACACGACAAACAACCAAGUAGCUGUACAAAACGUGAACGUAAAUCAAACACCAGUGCGAUUGCCCGUGAUUUCUUUGCCGACCUUUAGUAGAAAUUAUGAGCAGUGGCAGCAAUUCUAUGAUACGUUCCAAGCACUAGUACACAACAACGUUCAAUUAGAUUCAAUUCAAAAGUUUCAUUAUCUGAAAUCUGCACUGUCAGAUUCGGCUGCUCAAGUUAUACAUUCAUUGCAAACAACUAACGAAAACUAUCCUAUUGCACUUGAAUUAUUAACUAAGCGAUUUCAAAAUUUACGGUUAACUAUACAUUAUCACGUUAAAGAACUGUUCGAUAUCCCUCCAAUUCCAAAAGAGUCGGCAGAGAUGUUACGAGCAUUAUCAGAUGACUUUCAAAAACAUUUACGAGUGUUGCAGCAACUAAAAGAACCUGUCGACAAAUGGGAUACUCUCAUAAUUUAUCUAGUUACGAGAAAAUUGGAUCCCACGACAAAGAAGGAAUGGGAGCUGAAGGUGGCUCAGGAAAAAUUGUCAACUAUUAAACAACUUAUGGGAUUUCUUGACACACGCUGUCAGUUCCUUGAAUUUCUUCACCCGGCGCACGGAAAGGUUUCUACGCAGAAGCCAAAUCAGGUCAAAGCAAACAAGAAUCAAGGUACAAGUCUUGCGCACGUGGUGGCAGGUGAAGCAGUCGAGUGUGCUCUCUGUAAGCAGGCACAUCGAAUAUUUGCAUGUAAAAUUUUUAAAGAAUUGUCAUUAGAGUCACGGCGUAACGAAGUGCGGAGAUUAAAUCUGUGUUACAAUUGCCUAGCACCGAAUCGCACAGUACAAAACUGCACUUCUCGCACGUGCAGGCACUGCUCAAAGAAACAUCACACACUGCUUCACGCGGACGAACGAGUCAAUAACUCCAACAAAGGCUCAACUGUGUCAAGCGAUUCGUCCGAGAAAUCAAGCAACGCGAAUAAGCAAGCAUGCGAAAAAUCGGUUGCAACUUCUGUAACUAUGAAAUCAAGUUGUCUUAAUCAAGUCAACCCGGAAAUUCUUUUGUCGACAGCGAUGGUGUACAUUCGGGAUGAUGAAGGUAGAUGGCACAAGGCACGCGCUUUAUUGGAUAACAGGUCGCAAUCUUUCAUUACUAAAGCUUUGUGUCAACGAUUGAAACUUAAUGUUAAUAAAAGUAUAAAACAUAUGAUAUCAUGUCUUAAUGUGUCUGAAACAUCAAUUGUUGAAACGACUCAGACUAGUAUAGCAUCUACGAAGACGACAUACGAAACAGACGUUAACUUACUCAUCGUCAAUCAGAUCACACGAUCCAUUCCUACUAAAACUAUUAGUAUCAAAUCCGUGAGUCUUCCUCAAUGCCUAAAUUUGGCAGAUCCAACGUUUUAUAAACCACAAACUGUUGACUUAUUAUUGGGAGCAACGAUCUUCUGGGACGUUCUCGAAACCGAAAGGAUCCAGUUGGGAGCUAAACAACCCAUGUUGCAGUCAACGAAGCUGGGCUGGAUAUUAUGUGGACAAGUCGGAUCAUCAAACGUUUCGCAAUUUCACAACAGGUUAGUAAUUUGUGGACUUGUUCGAAACGAUGAACUUAACGCACAAGUGGAAAAAUUCUGGCGCAUAGAAGACAUGCCAGAAACAAAGAUUUUCUCCAAAGAAGAAGCUAAGUGUGAAGAACUUUUCCAAAACGAACAUAAAAGAACUGCCGACGGUGGGUUUGAGGUAGCAUUGCCGUUUCGCGAAGAUCCACGCAUCCUGGGAGAGUCGAAAACCAGUGCACUCAAGCGACUGCAUCAUUUAGAACGCAAAUUUAAAAGAGAUCCUCAACUGCAGGAGAGAUACGUCAAGUUUAUAGACGAGUACAUUAAGCUUGGUCACAUGUCAGCAGUGCCGGACACAGAGACCACAGGAGUAAACUAUCUUCCACACCAUGCAGUCCUCAAGAAGGAAUCAGUAUCGACGAAACUUCGAGUAGUGUUCGACGCUUCCUGUCCCACUACAUCCGGAAAAUCGUUGAACGAUUGUUUGAUGGUAGGACCUACCAUUCAGCCGGAGUUGUUUGAAAUUUUGUUGCGGUUUCGACAACAUCCUUACGUUCUAAUCGGUGACAUCGUUAAGAUGUAUCGACAAAUUAUGAUUAAACCAGACCAUCGACGAUACCAAUGCAUAUUAUGGAGAGCACAUCCAGCAGAUUCUGUAUCAACGUUUAGCCUAAACACGGUUACUUAUGGAACUGCUUCAGCACCUUUCUCAGCUAUACGUUCGUUGCAACAAUUGUCUUUCGAAUAUGAGGCAAGUCAUCCUCGUGCCGCUGCGGUUAUCAGUCGCGACUUCUAUGUUGAUGACAUGAUCACUGGAGACUCAUCAAUGCUUGAUCAGAUCAGUAUGACCUUGGGUGGCGUCACCAAGGUCAGAGCAAUGUCACUUUGA
Molecule: messenger RNA, 2664 nt
Organism: Cyphomyrmex costatus
Lineage: Eukaryota; Metazoa; Arthropoda; Insecta; Hymenoptera; Formicidae
Exons: 3
Coding region: 1-2664 (887 amino acids)
Source: RefSeq, a predicted model, not a curated record